Gambusia affinis (western mosquitofish) is the source of this 3444-nucleotide messenger RNA. RefSeq names its product rab11 family-interacting protein 4B-like. The transcript is spliced from 14 exons. The coding region runs from base 436 to 2178 and encodes 580 amino acids. NCBI's taxonomy places the organism in Eukaryota, Metazoa, Chordata, Actinopteri, Cyprinodontiformes, Poeciliidae. The record is from RefSeq and is a predicted model, not a curated record. Gene Ontology annotation, cellular component: endocytic vesicle; midbody; cleavage furrow. Gene Ontology annotation, biological process: regulation of cytokinesis; endocytic recycling.
UCAAUUCAACAACUGUUGCCUGAUCUGAGCGCUCUCACUGUGUGAAUGCAAGUAAGCCGGCGAGCCAGUCAGCGACCGAGAGGAAGUGUGUGAGGGUGAUAGGUGCAGAGUGUGUGUUUGAUGUGUGUGCGUGUGUGUGUGUGUGUGUGAGAGAGAGAGAGGACGAGAGGGAGAGACAGAGACAGAGAAAGGCAGUUGCACUUUGUGUCGGUGCAGGAAAGAUAGCCAGGCAGCCGGUGCAGUGCUUUACAUCCUGCACCCUCUCUGCCACUCCGAGGACUGAACCACUACCGGGGACUCACUCUGUGGACUAUUCCGACGGCUUUCCUCUCCACUCGCCUUUGAAGGGAACACCUGACCUGUGUGUGUCGAGAGAGAGAGAGAGAGAGUGCGAGGAGACUCCACGGACUUGGCGCCUGAGAGCAGGGCGGGUGGAUGACUUCAGUGGAUGAGGGAUUGGUCGGUGGAAAGAGGGAGACUGCUGAACAUGGGCUCCCCUUCGUAGUUGACGGGGCUGGCGAGGAGGAGCAGGUCCUCCCGGUCAUCAUGUGCUCGCGGACCUCUCCUGACCCUGUCCCCGAGUGCCAGUUGUUCCCUGACGAGUCGGAGGAGGGGGAAACAGAAGAGGGCAAAGAGAGGGAGUCAGACAGAGACAGUGCUGUGGAAAGCUCCCAGGGGUCUGACUCUUCAGAGGGUCUCACCAGACACUUGGACAAGGAAGACACACUGGGAGAGCUCUAUUUCUCUGGGGACAAGUGUGCGCAGGCUAGUAUCUCUAUAACCUCCGACCUUUCCACACGUUCCUCCGCCUCAUUGAACGAAGAGCAAUUUGAGGACUACGGUGAAGGGGAGGAACCAGAAUACACUCCCAGCAGCCCCUCUCCAGACGACGAGACUCGCACUAACGGUUACUCCGACCUCGGCUCUUCUGUACCCUCAAGCGCGGGUCAGACCCCUCGGAAGGUACGUCACCAGUACGCCGGCGAGCUCAUGGACGUCUACUGCUCCCAGUGCAGCAAGAAGGUCAACCUGCUCAAUGACCUGGAGGCUCGGCUCAAAAACCUCAGGGCUCACAGUCCCAGUCGAAAAAUCUCCAGCACCGCCUUUGGAAGGCAGCUGCUCCAUAACAGCAACCUCAGCAGCCGCAACGGCAGUACGGAAGACCUUUUCAGAGACAGCAUCGACUCCUGUGACACUGACAUCAAUGAGAAGGUGAGUUUUCUUGAGAAGAAGGUAGCUGAACUCGAGAAUGAGAUUCUGAUGAAUAGUGACCUGAAGUCCAAACUGAAGCAGGAGAACACACAACUAGUACACAGGGUAAAUGAGCUAGAGGAACAGCUGAAGGACCAAGAGACUCGUGCGGAGCAAAAUUUCCAGGAGGAGUUAAGAAGACACAGAGAAGCCUACAGCAAAAUGGAAAGAGACAAAAACACACAGAUAGAGCUGCUGACCAGCCGUAUUAAGCAUCUGGAAGAGGAGAACACUGAGAUGUCUGUUAGUAUGUUUCGACUCAAAUCUCAGACAGAGAAGCUUGAUGAGGAGAAGCAAAGAAUGACAGACAAGCUGGAGGAUACCAGUCUGCGGCUGAAGGAUGAGAUGGACCUGUACAGGAAAAUGAUGGAAAAGCUGAAACAAAACAGAGAGCAGUUCCAGAAAGAAAAAGAUGCCAUGCAGGAGUUAAUAGAGGAUCUGCGUCGAGAGCUGGAGCAUAUGCAGCUGUACAAACUGGAGGCAGAGAAGCCUGGUCGGAGCCGCAGCUCCUCGACUGGACUUUCAGACUUCAACAGCAGGACCAGAGAGGUGGAACUCGAGCAUGAAGUUAAGAGACUGAAGCAGCAAUGUGCAUCCCAGGACUUUCUUCCCCCUGACUUCCAUCUCCUGGUGUUGUCUGGGGCUCAGCGCUGCCCCGCACUCAUGGAAACCCAGAAGCUGAGGGAGCAGAAUGAAGACCUGAAUGGUCAGAUUCUCAGCCUAAGCCUCCAUGAAGCCAAGAACCUGUUUGCCACCCAGACCAAGGCUCAGUCUUUAGCUGCUGAGAUUGACAGCGCCUCCAGAGAUCAGUUGAUGGAAGCCCUGAAGGAACAGGAGGACAUCAAUUUAUGCCUGCGGCAGUACAUGGACAAGGUUAUUCUGUCCAUCUUGGAUCAUAACCCUUCCAUUUUGGAGAUAAAGAACUAGCAGACGCCUAUCUGGGAUGGACACCAUCAGUCCUAAAGUUGAAUGGUUGCCAGUUAUCUGUUUUGGGAAUCUGUACAGGAGGACGGCAAAAAUGAGUGGACUUGGUUUAUGUAAAUGGACCUGCUUUGCCCUCUGCUGUUUGUUCUGAGGACAUUUUCUCCCCAUGGACUAAUAUUCAGCGAUACAUUUUGAGGGACUUUUCCUCAGUGAGCGAAUGCUAAACAACUGAUGGUUAUGCAAAUGUGACUGUUGGUCUCAGUCUGCACUGUUUUCUUACUCUGCUGCUCUGUUCUGUUCAUGUUGUUAUGACUUUUUUUUAUGUUACAAGCUGGUAGUUUCUAAGCAGGAAUAACCUGAGCCCAACCUGCUUUUAAGACUGAUGCAGUCAGUCAGUGGAGUGCACUGGAAUUGAUCUAAAGGGCAUAAAUACUGGAACAGCCUAACACAUCUUACCUUCAAAAAAUAAUUCUGAUAUUAUUGAACGAUAAAUGACUGGUAUGGUCUAUUUUUGGAAAAACAGUAUGUCAGAUUAAAAAAAGGAAAAGGAUGGCAAGUAGAUGGUUACCCUGUUCCAGACAGACAUGAAGGCAGCCAUGUUGCCUGACCUGUGUACAAGAGACGAUGAAUGCAUGUAAUCAUUAAUUUGGACAAGCAUGUAUUUUGAAAAGAAUAAGAAAUGAGCAAAGACUGCUCAAAGAAAGAACAGAAGGAAUGUUUUUGGAAGUUGAAACAAAUAACAAUGAAAUGCUUUGGAAUGUUGGACUCUACAUCCUGCAGAAUAGUUUCUUUGUGAAAUCAGUGAAAGGUACACUGAAGGUCUUUUUUUAAUCCUUUUUUAAUCUUAAGAAUAGUCUUCCAAAAAACUUUGCAUCUAUGUCAAUCAGAGCAGUAGUCCUAGGUUGGCUCAGAAGGGUUGAACUGAUUGAUCGAAGCUGUUGCCAAGGAAUGUCUUUAAACUCUAAAGAAGAAGCCUGAGCUGGAAGAGAUUUGCAGCUGGUAGUAAUAUACCCAAACAAUGUUGCACAGGAACGUUUUGAUAUGAAUGUAUGGGGUUGCUACAUCUGAGUGAUCGAUGGUGUCUGUAACAACCCAUUUAAACACAUCUGUAAACCCAGAGAGGUCGACUUACAAACCAGACAUGAGUGUGCACAGGAGAUUCGCUUUUUACCGAAGACUGGAUCAGCAAUCUCAUUGCCACCUUCUAACAACAGAUUUACAUGAAGCUUUGAUUUAUUUUGUGUAACUAUUAAACUCCUGUAAAUAUAA